Ciona intestinalis (vase tunicate) is the source of this 1392-nucleotide messenger RNA. The record is from RefSeq and is a predicted model, not a curated record. Lineage: Eukaryota; Metazoa; Chordata; Ascidiacea; Phlebobranchia; Cionidae.
UUACGUGCUACAACACACAGGGAGAUGUGGCUUUGUUUGUUUAUUAUAUUUAUCUUAAACUUUCAGUUACCAGUGGUUGCGGCAACAGAUGAAUGCGGUGUACCAGUGAUCUCACGGUCGCGUAUAGUUGGAGGGAGUGAAGCGAGCAAGGGUGAAUGGCCAUGGCAAGCCUUGCUGAUGCGGGUUGGUAUAAAUAACGUAAGGUUCGCAUUGUGCGGAGGAACACUAAUCGGGGACAAAUGGAUUCUAACCGCAGCUCAUUGUACCGUCGGGCUCGAUGCUUCGAACCUUCAAGUUGGAUUGGGCGUAUUGGAUUAUGACGUCAUUGAGGAUUCCGCGAAAUAUUUCGCGGUUGAGAAAAUAGUCAUUCAUUCGGGUUAUAAUGACCUCACACUGGUUGAUGACGUCAGUAUGUUAAAGUUGGCAGGUGUAGUGGUGUACACGGAUUACAUCAUUCCUGCUUGUCUACCAACUGAUAAAGUAGACGUUGGUACAUUAUGUUGGAUCACAGGGUGGGGAAGUACCCAAGUCAGCAGCGAUGACUUGAGCAAGUUACGCGAAGCCACUGUUCCCGUGAUCAACAACACUCAAUGCAGUGAAUGGUAUUCAUCGUUUAUUGUCACAACCAACAACUUAUGCGCUGGUUAUGCAGCUGGUGGUGUCGACGCAUGCCAGGGUGAUAGUGGCGGUCCCCUUGUUUGUUCGAACAACUCAAUCUUCCAUUUACAUGGGGUAACAAGUUGGGGGGUUGGGUGCGCGGGGGUUGAACAGCCGGGGGUUUAUACGAGGGUAACGGGCUAUCUGGGGUGGAUCACCCAUGUUAUGAAUACUUAUCAAGAUAACGAUUCAUUCUUCACGUUACCCACAAUGCCGUGUGGCUCUGACAUCACAAUCGAUCGCUUGUUACGCCUCCCAGUGGACAAACAAACAGCAUUGUAUCAAAAUAAUUUGAGUUGCACAUGGAGAAUCCAUCCACCUUCAAAAAACACGGAAAUUAUUUUCACAUUUGUGAAACAAUUUCAUGUAGAAAUGUUUUCAAGCAAGUGUACGGAUUACGUGAAGCUGGAAACAUUACAAGGUGAAGCACUGAGUGAAAAGUUAUGCGGCAACACUCCCCCACCCCCGAUAACAAUAACCGGCCAUGCUGACGUCAACUUUGUAUUCAGCAGUGAUUCCAGUUAUGUUUACGAAGGGUUUGCAGUUGAUGUCACAUUUAAACCAACACCAUUGUGCAAAACUGGAAACACUGCAUCUAUCCAUAUACCAAACCUAAUGUUUAUUUCCUGGUUACUGGUUUUUCUAUUAGUUUAAAAUGAACUGAGAUUUUUUACAACUUUGAAAUUUGAUUUUUUUAACGUUCAUAACUUUUAAAUUAAAGAGAAUUUUCACAAA